Haplochromis burtoni (Burton's mouthbrooder) is the source of this 1370-nucleotide messenger RNA. RefSeq names its product translocon-associated protein subunit alpha. Gene Ontology annotation, cellular component: endoplasmic reticulum; endoplasmic reticulum membrane. The record is from RefSeq and is a predicted model, not a curated record. Bases 85 to 945 code for a protein of 286 amino acids. The transcript has 9 exons. Lineage: Eukaryota; Metazoa; Chordata; Actinopteri; Cichliformes; Cichlidae.
CUUACCCCGCCCCCUCCUCAGCUCCCGUCCCCUACUCCUCAAACUGCUGAUGUGGUACUAACUUCAGCCUCCACCUCUGCAAACAUGUUCAACUUCACAUCAAAACUUUUGCUGCUUUUUCUCCUGGCCUUCCCCUGCGGUCUGAUAUCAGUUGGCCACGUUUAUGCCGACUCAGACUCGGCCGAGGACAUUGUCGAGGACUCGGAUGCUGCAGUAGAUGAAGAGGAAGAUGAUGAAGAUGUCCUUGUUGAAGAGGAUCAGAUGCAAACCUCGGAAGGACACGAAGAUGACUCAGACGAAGCGGCGGACAAACUGUUAGCUUCUCACCCUGAUGCCGACACGACGAUCAUCUUCACCACGGGAGAAGAGUUUCCUGCCAAUGAAAUUGUGCGGUUCCUGGUGGGUUUCUCCAACAAGGGUAGUCAGGAGUUCACCGUUCAGUCAUUGGAGGCCUCCUUUCGUUAUCCCCAGGACUUCCAGUUCUUCAUCCAAAAUUUCACAGCUUUGCCCCUGAACACUGUCGUCAAACCACAAGCUCAGGCCUCCUUCGAGUACUCCUUCAUCCCAGCACAGCCAAUGGCCGGUCGCCCAUUUGGACUUGUAAUCCUGCUCAACUAUCAAGACACUGAGGGCAGCGUGUUCCAGACUGCCGUUUACAACCAGACUGUCACCAUCACUGAACGAGAAGAGGGACUGGAUGGAGAAACAAUGUUUAUGUACGUGUUCCUGGCGGGACUGGUGUCCCUGCUGCUCUUCGGGAUGUACCAGGUCCUGGACUCGAGGACGAAAAAGAGGCUUUCUGUGAAAAUAGAAAAGGGCACUGCUGGAAUAAAUGAUGUGGACAUCAGCUGGAUUCCUCAGGAGACUCUUAAUGUCAUGAACAAGGCUUCCCCUAAAGCAUCCCCCCGGAAACGAACCAAGAGGGCGGCUGGGACAGACCAAUAAACGUGCUGGCUUCCCUUUGUCGUUAUAAUCUUGAUCAAACUUUCAGAACACCUCGCAACAAUAACUCGGUUCAAAUUUACAAAGAAUGCGAAUGUCUGGAAUUCAGUUUUUGAAGCAGAUUUUUUUUUUAUGUUUGAGAAUCUGAGCUCGAUACGGUCUCAAGGUAUUACAUGCUGAGAAGAUCCUGUGCUCUCAUUGGACCGUGACCAUUUAAACACUAAGAAGACUGAACUGUGGCUCAUUUUAAAGGGACUUUUGUAUCUGUGUUUGUGUGUGUGUGUGUGAGAGAGAGAGAAAGAAAGAGAUGUAAUGGGAAAAAUAAGACAAUCGGUAAUUAAGAUUACAAGGGCUGGCUUGAACUGCCUUCUUGAAGAGGGUUGAAUUUGACUUUAUUGCCACUCCUUUUUUUUUUUUUUUUUUUUUUU